AUGGAGCGUGCGUCGUUCAUGGGCUCGUUUCUGGCCAGCAGUUUGGGCUCUCCCCCGUCUCACCCUGCCUCCCCUUCCUCCCCCUCCUACAGGGGAGGACCUCACUCCAGCGCCUCCCCCAUCUGGUUCCCCCACUCACAUGAAGGGUAUCCCCGGUAUUCAGGAGGUCUGAGUUCCCCCUUUCUUCCCAUGAGCCCCUUGGAUCACCAUAGCAACAGCAACGUUCUCUACGGACAGCACCGCUUCUACGACACUCAGAAAGAUCAUUUCUACUUGCGAAGCCUGCCGUCCCAGUCCCCUCUUCUCUCAACCAAUCACAGCCUUCUGCCAUUGUCUAGGACUGCCCCCGGACAUCCUCUGGGGUCCUGCAGCAGAGAAACAGACUCUGGGGGAGGAGGAGGUGGAGGGGGUCUCCAAAAGAGCUCCAAGGAACUGGGGAUGGUGGAAAAGAGUGUGUCGAAAGAGAGAUCCAGCAGCAAAGAGAGACACCAGGAGAGCAAAGAGAGACAUCAUCAUCACCACCAACAUCAGCCUCAUCCGUUCUCUCAACCCCACUCCCUCCCCACUCACAUGAGUGAGGAGGACCACCGACACAAAACCCCCAACCUGCCCACGGAAUACAGGGACGGCCCCGCAAACCAGGGCUCCAAACACAACUGUGCUCAACUUAGUAAACUAUCCAAUGGAGACUCUGUGUCCAAGGACGGGUCCCUGAACAGCUGUGGGAGUGGAGGGGGUAGCAGACCUCAGGGGAGUGGUAGUGGGGGGGUGAGGCGAUGCUCCAAUGAAGGGGGGGUGAGCGGGGAGAUGAGGAUAAGCGAAACUCUCCCCUCCUCCUCGUCAGACUGUUUGCGUCGAGCAGCCAUGAUGGGACCCCACAACCCCAAUGCCAUGGCUUCUUACUCCAUGCCCCCACCCCCUCCUCCACCCCUACACAUGGGCCCUGCUGUGGGAGGGGGCUGGCUGCACCACCCUCAUCACCCCCAUCACCCUCACCCUGAGUUCUACUGCCCCCCUGCCCCCGCCCCACUCACCCUCACCCAUCCUAAAGACGGAAGGGAGGUAAAAGUCUCUGGCCCAACGUACAUCCCCUCAGUCGGGCCUUUAGGGGACAUGGGGUCUCCUGACUGCCAUGGUGCUGGAGGAGGAGGAGGAGGAGGAGGAGGAGGAGGAGGAGAUAAGGAUGAAAAAGGGGGAGGAGGAGGAGAUAAGGAUGAAAAAGGGGCAGAGAACAGCGGAGGAGGAGGAGGAGGAGGAGGAGGAAGAAGAGGAUCUUGUGAAAGUCUUCCUUCUCCUCUUCAUCCUCAUCCUGAUCGUCCUCAGUCUAGUAGCUGCCAGAGGAAGCCGUCGUCCCAGACGCAGCAGCCACAGCCACAGCAGCAGCUGGGCUACUGCAAGGCAGACAAGCCCCCGGACUGGAACCAGAACCACAACUACAACCAACACCACAGCCAGAACACCCAGCCCAACUCCCAGCCUCAGCCCCAUAACCCUAACCACCAGUCUGGGCCUCGCUCUUGCAGCCUAGAGGCCUCUUCCACCAGGGGAAACCUGGAGGUCCUAGAGGUCUACCGGGCCUCCCUGCCUCUGGAAGCCCAGAGUGCUCACCCCAAGACUGGGCCCUACGCCAGCACCCCGCCCUUCCGGGACUGUUCACACUCAGGUCCUCCUGAUGGAAAGGGGGGGUUGGGGGGGAGUGGAGGUGCCCAGAGAGAGGGACAGAAGGUUGCUAGGAUACUGCACCAGCGGCACAGUAGUCAUGGAAGCGGGUCGGGUUCUGAUGGAUCAGGGACUGAGAGGGGGAGAGAGGGGGGGAAGCAGAAUCAGAAUCAGAAGAGUGAGGGUGUUGUCAUGGGGUACGGGGGUCAAACUCCCUCCACGCUGCACCCCUGGGGGAUACCGAGGGGUCCCCAAGAGGACGAGAGGAGGAUCUCCCCAUACACAGAGUCCUACCCAGAUAACAAGACUCAAAACCACCACGAUCAACAGCACUGUAAGACAGCUCCUCAUCCCUCUCGCCCUCACCCCUCCUCCCGCUCCUCCCCCCACCCAGAAGGAGAGAGCAGUGCCAUGAAGAACCUGAUGAACUACAGUUCCCAGCAGCCUUUGCUGCUCUCCCAGAGGAGUCUCUUCGGGGGGCUGGGCUGCCUGAAGCAGAGGGGCGAGAAGGGGGGCAGAUCCAGCACCCCUCAGGACCACCCCAAACAGCCCCUACCCCCCAGGAGAGGGUCCACCAGCGAGGGGGAGAGGAUGGAUGGAGGGGGGAGAGGUAGAAGGGAGGCGGGGGAGACACACGGGGAGGGGGAGGUACGACAGCCCCCUGUGGGUAUAGCUGUGGCGGUCGCCCGGCAGAGAGAGCCCCCCCAACACCCCUCAGACACCCACCCAGGACACAGCCGACAGGGCAGGGUUCUGCCCAGUGUCAAAGGUGUGUCUCGGUCUGUGUACCCGCUGGUCCGGGAGGCAGAAGAGAGGAAGAGGAUGACCGAGGAGCAGCUGAGCCUUCAUCACCUCGACCGAGACAGAGAACUCCUCAUCAGGGAAAACCAGGAGAGAGGGGAGUUUGCCAGGAUCCACCCAUCCAGCAGUUGCCAUGGUGACCUGACAUCUCACCUUCUGGUGCCUGGCGGGGCCAGCCAAUUAGGUGGAGACCCUUCUGCUCACGCCCACCACCAUUGGAUGCAGCGGACUGGAAGUCCCUCCCUCUGGAUGGGCCAUUCAUAUGGUCUGAGCCAUGCUGCGCUGCACCAGAGUAUGGGCCCAGGGUUCGGCCCUGGCCUGCCUCUAUCCCAGGACCCCUCUGGCUCCCUGGUGGUCCUGCCCUCUGAGCCUGCACACCACCACCUGGAUGUGAUGGAGCAGUCAGCUCUGUGGCCCUCGGUCUAUGGAGCCCGAGGCCCGUCCCCCCACAUGCAGCAUCACGCUGUUUACUCCCGUUCUCCGUUCCUACGACAACAGGAGCUCUAUGCCCUGCAGCACCACCACCACCAACAACAACAACACAGGGCCAUGGAGCACAUGCACCGACAACACACACUCUCACAGAGGAAGGCAGAGGAAACCACUAUCACCAUUGAUGACCGUCCUCUCCACGAGACCUCGAGAACCUCCCGUGCUGCUAAGCUCUUCUCCCACACCCCUCCCUCCAAGACUACCCCUCCUUCACAGGGGGUGUGUCCUAGCAGCCACCAAUCACCCUGCUGCCACUCCCCUUCCAGGAGACCACACCCACAGAACCUUCUAAACCCCGCCCCCAGCCCUGCGGCUGCAGCUCCGAGAUCCCCAGCUCUAAGCCCCGCCCCCUCACACCUGUCAAAAGUAGUGGAGAGAGGGGAAAGAGGAGAGGGGCAGCUGCCUCAGGAUUACCCACAAUCCUUAGAGCCAGAUCUUCCACCAGGUUACACCUAUCAAGAAAUCACCAUGCGUUACAAGGCUGGUCCUUCCCUAGAGGACGCUCGAUUUGCUGAACAUGCUGAUCUGGAGGUGGAGCCAGCUGAACCCUGCCCUAAGCUCCGCCCACACACCACAGGGAUUGUGGAGAAUGAGGAUGCGGAAAAAGAGAAGGAGAAUGGCUGCACAGUUGUAGAAUCUAGUGGAGUUGUAGAAAGGGAACGAGAAGGAGCAGAGGUGGAUGGGCAAUCAGUAUCUGAGCCCCCACUAUUUGGAGUGAAGACCCCUGAAAUGGUGUCUUGUCCUGCCCAAGUUUCAAACUCAUCCUCAGCCCCAUCCCCAGCCACAAUUCCAGCUCCAGCCCCAGUCUCUGCUUCUGAGGAUGCCCAGAAAGUAGAGAUCUUUGUGGGCAGCCUGGCUCAGCCAGCUAGCUUGAAAGACUCACAACCAGCAGAGGAGAAGAAAGAGGAGAAGGAGGAAAGUUCAGUAGAGUUGAAAAAUAACCACAUACCAGAUUGUACUGUUUCCCUGGAGCUAACUAUACAUGGGGAGGAGGAGAGAGAGAGAGGUGAGGAGGAGAAGGAGGUAGAGGAGAAGGAGGAGAGAGAGAGGUGUAAGGAGGAGAAGAGUAAGGAGGAGGAGAACAUAGAGGAGAAGGAGGAGAGAGAGAAGGGUAAGGAGGAGGAGGUAGAGGAGAAAGAAGGGGGUAGGAGGAGUCAGAGUGAAGCCUCUGUGGAGUUACUAAGCAGCCCCCAGAAUUCCCCAACCCCAGCCCCAGCCCCAGCCCCAGCCCCAGCCCCAGCCCCAGCCCCAGCCCCAGCCCCAGCCCCAGCCCCAACCCCAGCCCCAGCCCCAGCCCCAGCCCCAACUCCAGCACCGUCCUCUACCCUCAGUGAUGAUCCCUGCAUCUGGAGUCUGGAGCUUCUCAUCGCUGCGGCGCUGUGUGCCACCCGGGAUGACCACUACCCCGCUAUGCUCCCCUCCACCACACCACUGCCUGCCCCACGCCCACUCCCACACCGAGGCAUGGAGAUACUGGGAGAGUUGGCUGAUCUGGGGAUACUGCAGAGGAACAGGGAGAAGGAGAGAGAGACAGGAGGAGAGGACGUUUUGACCUUUGACCUUAGUAGCCUGGCGACCCUGGCUGCGGCUCGCAGUCUGGAGCUUGGGGGAGGAGCUCCAGGGAGGGGGGAGGGGAAGCACUGUCCCGUCAGGAGGACCUUCAACCUGCGGCGGAAAUGCAGCUGGACGCCUCGCCACGAGCCGAUGUGUCCGGUGAAGGGUGUCAUGGAGACGGUGGAUGGAGCGGAGCUAGCGAUACGAGUCCAGCUAGCGGAGAUCCAGAGACGUUACAAAGAGAAACAGAGAGAACUGACAAAGCUGCAGAGAAAACAUGACCGCCAGAAAGCAGAGACCUCUCACAGCCCUGCUCGCAGAGGGCCCGGUCGCCCCAGGAAACGCAAGUCUAUCUCCAGUCCCAGCGCCUCAGACGGCCCCAAGAGACUUAGGGCGGAGAAUUAUGAAUCAGAAGGGGGCGGAGAGAAGCGGAGGAAGACGAUGACUAAUCAUGGCUUCCUCACGAGGAGGAGAGGUCGUCCCAGCCUGAGCUCCCGACUAGCACGGAGGGUGACCCAGCUGAAGCAGAAGGUUGUGGCCCAGAGAGGUACACCGUCAGGGAGCAUGCACUGCCGCAGACGGGACCCUAGAUCUGGAGCCCAUGCAAACUGCAGAGGGAGUGACACAGCAGCCGAUACAUCCAGUAACCAGCAAGACUGGGUGCCCAAUCAGGGGGUGAGGAGAAGGAGAGGUCGACCAAGGGUCAAACUGGGCGGACCUUCGACCAGAGUCCUCCGCAGAGGAGGUGUGGCCUCUGUGAAGCAGGAAAUGAACGAGGGGAAGAGCAACAGCGAGUGCUCAGGCCAGGAGGAGGAAGAGGAGAGGCGCUAUGACAGCGACGAAGGACUCAAUGACGUAAAUACAACGAUACCAUCCUCCAAAGACACGACAACAAACUCUGCUGCGACUGGCCCAGCCGCUAAGCUUCAAGCCAUUCAGAAAGCCAGGAGCAAGGAGGAGAGGCAAGGUGAUGAUGUGAGCAUGCCCAGUGUGGCACUGAUGAGGAGAGGAGCCCCCUGCAGGCCGGGCCCUGCUACUGCAGAUGGGAGAUGCCCAGAGCUCCAGGAGCCACAAGGGGCUAGGAGAGAACCUGUACCUAGCUGGAGGGUCUCGUUAGUGGGCAACAGCCUCCAGGACAGCAGGGGGGUCCAGGGACCAGUGGCGGAGGCCAAGAGGAAGAUCUCGGGACAACAAAGCUUUCUGGGAAAGAGGAGAGGCUGCUGGCUGGAGACUGAAACCCAGAGAGAGGACACCACCAGGGGCAGGAGGAGCAGGAAGAAGCAGGUGGGGAUGGAGGUCAGAAUGGGCAUGGUGGAGGGGGGAUAGGGGCAACCAGAAAGA
Salvelinus namaycush (lake trout) is the source of this 5847-nucleotide messenger RNA. Its product is annotated as BAH and coiled-coil domain-containing protein 1-like. The record is from RefSeq and is a predicted model, not a curated record. Lineage: Eukaryota; Metazoa; Chordata; Actinopteri; Salmoniformes; Salmonidae. The transcript has 17 exons. Bases 1 to 5832 code for a protein of 1943 amino acids.